UUUUUUUUUUUUUUUUUUAAUGUUACUGCUCAGGAAGGAAGCUGAAGCCUAGGCCCUAACUGCAGUCCUCCUGGUUCCUCCUCCGAGCCCGGGCUGCUGUCCACACUCCAGCUGCCUCCCACACUCUGUUCUGCUCUUUUCUAGAAUUCCUUCUUCACGAUGACUCCGGCGUUUGGGCC
Molecule: messenger RNA, 179 nt
Organism: Oryctolagus cuniculus (rabbit)
Lineage: Eukaryota; Metazoa; Chordata; Mammalia; Lagomorpha; Leporidae
Source: RefSeq, a predicted model, not a curated record